GUAAAUACACUGUUUCCGGGGGGCCGGCGCUCUGACGCGGACAUGGCAGCCACAGCCAGGCUCUUGGUUUCCUCCCGCUGCAUGCUGGCCGGCUCCAGGUUGCUCCCUCCCGCGGGGCUCCGAGCGGCAUGGCGGUGCCCGGCCCGAGCACUCAGUUCAGAAGAUAAAGUCAUGGUGAAAUUUAUUAAUCGUGAUGGAAAUACCAUUGUUGCAGAUGGAAAAGUUGGAGAGUCACUCCUUGACCUUGUUGUAGAAAAAAAUCUGGACAUUGAUGGUUUUGGUGCUUGUGAAGGUACCCUGGCUUGCUCUACUUGUCACCUCAUUUUUGAAGAUCCCGUAUUCCAGCAGUUGGACACUGUUACUGAUGAAGAAAUGGAUAUGCUGGACCUUGCCUACGGACUGACGGAAACGUCAAGGUUGGGUUGCCAAAUCUGCCUGCAGAAAUGGAUGAACGGAAUGACUGUCAAAGUGCCGGAGGCUGUUGCAGAUGUCAGGCAGACAGUGGACAUGGGCAAGAGUUAAUGAAACCUGUUAUAGCGUGGAAUUACUUCUAAAACAUUGACUUUUUUUUUAUAAUAAAUGAUAUCUUAAUCUUAUUUUUUAAUUUUACCAUAUAUCACAUAAUCUUUUGUUUUCUUGUUUUUUUGUUUUUUAGUUUGCCGUAAUGUAAUCUGUGCAGAUAUCCCCAUAAUUUUAUGUAAUGCAGAUUGCUGACCUCAUAGUGCCUUUACAUGAGCCUGAAUAAUGUAUCUAAUUAUGGACAGACUGCACUGCAGUAAGAGUCUGAAACGAUGACCUAAAUUAACAUUAGUGGAGCAAGCGCUUUACAGAUGUGAUGAGACCUAAUUUUUAGAUCUAGCUACGUCCGUUACAUUACAUACACAGCUCGCUGCUGCUAUUAGCAUUGCCACUAGGUGGUGGACACGUACUAUGCAUUGCAUUCGUAAAAGGGUAAUCUGCAGUCACUAUAUGUCUUUAAUUUUAGAUAGAAGCUUCCCUUUUGGGGACUCGACACUCAUUCAGUCAUCCUGUAUCAAUGUUUAUGAUGCUAUCAUAAGCAAUUCAAAUGUUUUUAAUUCCUUUUUAAAGUCUGUAUCUAGUUGCUGCACGAAGUUAUAGGGCUUUAUUUAAAAAAAAAUAAAAAAAUAAAAAAUCCUGAAUUGGAAAGAAUUGACAACUUUAUGCAAUUAUCCAAUAUUUGUCAAAAUUGAAAACAAUGUGCCAAUUCUGUUACUUUGCUGUUUUGGGCCUAUAUUUGCUAUACUCUUAACACUUAAUCCAAAUUCCUGUUUUAGCAAAAUAGACCAGAAGUUUAAAUCUGACUGUUUCAGUUGUUUACACAUUGUCAAUAUGUUGUCUCUAGUUACAAUUCUCAUAUUUUAGCUCAUUUAGAGCUCCUGUAACAUUAGAUUUGAUUAUAGUAAUGUAUUAAAUUCAUUCUAAACAAUUUUGUUUAAAAAAAAAUA
Molecule: messenger RNA, 1466 nt
Organism: Pelobates fuscus (common spadefoot toad)
Lineage: Eukaryota; Metazoa; Chordata; Amphibia; Anura; Pelobatidae
Gene: FDX1
Product: ferredoxin 1
Exons: 4
Coding region: 43-522 (159 amino acids)
Biological process (GO): P450-containing electron transport chain
Molecular function (GO): 2 iron, 2 sulfur cluster binding
Source: RefSeq, a predicted model, not a curated record